Molecule: messenger RNA, 3236 nt
Organism: Chiroxiphia lanceolata (lance-tailed manakin)
Lineage: Eukaryota; Metazoa; Chordata; Aves; Passeriformes; Pipridae
Gene: CPEB1
Product: cytoplasmic polyadenylation element binding protein 1
Exons: 12
Coding region: 247-1821 (524 amino acids)
Biological process (GO): negative regulation of cytoplasmic translation
Cellular component (GO): synapse; nucleus; cytoplasm
Molecular function (GO): ribosome binding; translation factor activity, RNA binding; mRNA regulatory element binding translation repressor activity
Source: RefSeq, a predicted model, not a curated record
CAAAAGGACCCACGAGUGCUGCUGGACUGGUGCCUCUGGGAGCAGUGGGGAUCGUUGGGGCGUGGGCUGUAGCUGUAGAUUGUAGCUGCCGUGUGAAGAACUUCCAGGGAACCCUGGAGAGGCAGCGUUGCCAAAUCCUUCAAGAAGGAAGAUCCUGGGAGGAGCAUCAGAGACUGCUGGGAUAGCCCAAAUGCCCCUGCACUUUCCACUUGCAGCAAUGCAGAUAUAUUCCGCCGAAUAAAUGCCAUGUUGGACAACUCCUUGGAUUUCAGUGGAGUCUGCACCACGCCUGUCACAAAAAGUAAAUGUGACACCCUACCAGACAUCCAGGACUCUGAAGAAGCAGUGGCAAGCAGGAUGCUUUUCCCCACGUCCACGCAAGAGUCUUCCCGUGGCCUCCCAGACACCAACGAUCUGUGCCUUGGCCUGCAGUCCCUCAACCUGACAGGGUGGGACAGACCCUGGAGCACCCAGGACUCUGACGCUGCAGCACAAACCAGCACACAGUCCGUUCUCAGCAUGCUGAGUAACCCUCUCGGGAAUGUCCUGGGGAAGCCCCCACUGAGUUUCCUGCCUCUAGACCCCAUUGGUUCAGACCUGUCAGAAAAGUUUUCCACGCCGUCGCUGAGGAACUCCCGGUCCCUCCUGGACUCCCGCUCCAGCAGCCCCUCGGACUCUGACACCAGUGGGUUCAGCUCUGGCUCCGACCACCUCUCAGACUUGAUCUCAAGCCUUCGCAUCUCCCCACCUCUGCCCUUCCUGCCUCUCGGUGGGGUGUCAAGAGAACCCCUGAAGAUGGGAGUGGGAUCCCAGCUGGAUCAAGAUCAAGCUGCCCUGGCUGCAGUAACUUCCUCCCCAGCCAGUGCAUCGAAAAGAUGGCCUGGAGCAUCUGCGUGGCCUUCCUGGGAUCUUCUGGACUCUCCGGAAGACCCCUUCAGUAUCGAAAGAGAAGCCCGGCUUCAUCGGCAAGCAGCAGCUGUGAACGAAGCAACCUGCACCUGGAGCGGGCAGCUGCCUCCCCGAAACUACAAGAACCCUGUUUACUCCUGCAAAGUGUUCCUGGGAGGAGUCCCAUGGGACAUCACAGAAGCUGGGCUGAUCAACACUUUCCGUGUUUUUGGCUCCCUGAGUGUGGAGUGGCCCGGUAAGGAUGGCAAACACCCACGCUGUCCUCCCAAAGGUAAUAUGCCUAAAGGAUACGUGUACCUGGUGUUCGAGUCCGAGAAGUCGGUGCGUGCUCUGCUCCAAGCAUGUUCCCAGGACCUGCUGAGCCCCGACGGGCUCAGUGAGUACUACUUCAAGAUGUCCAGCCGCAGGAUGCGCUGCAAAGAGGUGCAGGUGAUCCCGUGGGUCCUGGCCGACAGCAACUUCGUGCGCAGCCCAUCACAGCGGCUCGACCCCAGCAAGACGGUGUUCGUGGGGGCCCUGCACGGGAUGCUCAACGCAGAGGCCCUGGCAGCCGUCAUGUAUGACCUGUUUGGAGGGGUGGUCUACGCUGGCAUCGACACGGACAAGCACAAGUAUCCCAUUGGGUCAGGACGUGUCACCUUCAACAACCAGCGCAGUUACCUGAAGGCUGUGACCGCUGCAUUUGUGGAGAUCAAAACCACCAAGUUUACUAAGAAGGUUCAGAUCGACCCUUACCUGGAGGACUCCAUGUGCCAAGUCUGCAGCUCCCAGCCCGGCCCAUUCUUCUGCAGAGACCAAAUCUGCUUCAAGUACUUCUGCCGCUCCUGCUGGCACUGGCAGCACUCCAUGGAGGUCCUGCGCCACCACCGCCCGCUGAUGCGCAACCAGAAGAACAGGGACUCCUCCAGCUAAAGGGCGCCGGGGCCGCCGCAGGCGCAGGGGAGUCCCUUGGAGAACCUGCCGAGUGGGGAGCAGGGAAGCGCCUGCCGGAGCCAGGCCCGGCUGGGAACGUUCUUCCUGAGGACUGACGGGGAAAAAAAAACAAAACAAAACAAAAAAAAAAAAACAACAACAAAUCUUACAUUCAUGUUUGCACUUGCUGGUCUUUUUGUUUCUGCACUAAUGCACAGUGAGUUUUGUUGGGGUUUGUUUGGGGGUGUUUUGAGUGGGGGGGAGCGCCCCUCAAGCCAUUCUGCAGUUCCCAGACUUUGGUUCCUGGUUUGCUGACGAGAAGCAAAAAUUGAAAAUGAAGAAAACCCAACCAACCAAGGGCCACGUGUCGCGGGGGUGUCGCCGCAGGCACCUCCGCCUCAGUUUUUUUAUUUUUUAAAGGCGCUUUUUUACAUUCCUUGCAAUACUGGUGGAGAGAGCGCAGGUCUCAUUGGUCAUUGUUUUGCCGUUGCCAUACAGUGCCUUUCCAUUCAUUUACCCCCACCUGGACGGCGUGACCUGGGUGUUCAGCUGGCGUUUUUUACUGUAACAACAAAGGAGACUUUGCUCUUCAUUUAAACCAAAUCAUAUUUCAUAUUUUACGCUCGAGGGUUUUUACGAGUUCCUUUUUACACUCUUAAAAACAGUUUUUAAGUCGUUUGAAACGAGAGAUUUUUUUCUUUCCUGGCAGCUUUUAACAUUAUUGCAAUUUGUGUCUGGGGGCUGCUGGCGGGACGUUGUAAAUCAAGAGGUUUGCAACGGGACAGGCCGGGCUUUGUUUUUGUUUUUGGAUUUGAAACUGGAUGGGAUGAUGAUCUCUGAGCUGCUGUAUAUAGUUUUAAAAUAGUUUGUUGCACUUUUUUAAGUUGCACUUACGGGGGGUUGAUAGAGGUUUUUAAUCACACAAAGUCACAGGACUUAAACCUUUUCUUUUUGUAACAAGCUAAAAAAGGGCUGCGUUUCGGUGGACGAUUAAGGUUCCUGGGAGCCCUUUCUCUUAGAGGGGACAAGUAAUUUUCCAUUCCUUCCCGAGAUGUUUGGAGUAACAGUGCAGUCGACUGAAAUGCUGCUGCUGGGAUUUGAGACCUUUAAUUAUGCCGAUUAUUAUUUUCUUUUUUUUUUGUUACUUCCCCCUCUAUCGGAAGCUGUGUGCCAAAGAACCAGUGUCAUAAUUUCUCCCUCUUUAUUAUGAUGAUUUUUUUUUUUUCUUUCCUGCUGAGCUGAUGUUGCAUUGUUGCAUAUCCCAGCUGCUCUUUGUGGGGUUUUGUGAAGCUGUUUGUGAAGUCUCUACCUCAUUGUAGUAUAUGCAGGCAAGACUGCACUCUCCUACAGACGCGUGGAGUAAGCUGUGGUGUAGUUUUUGGCACAUAAUAAACACGUUGCAGCAAAAAAAAAAA